CGACAUCGUUACCCUCUCUCCCCUCGCCCCUUUAUAAUUAGGGUUUGGGCCUAAAGAGCGUUCGAGCUGUCGCCGCCGCAUCCUCGUCUCGCUUCCACUCUCCUCGUCUCCUAGGGUUAGGAAAUGGCGGUCCCUUUGCUCUCGAAGAAGAUCGUGAAGAAGCGGGUUAAGAAGUUCAAGAGGCCGCAGAGCGAUCGCAAGAUCUGUGUCAAGCCAAACUGGCGAAGGCCAAAGGGUAUUGAUUCUCGUGUGAGGAGGAAGUUCAAGGGAUGCACCUUGAUGCCCAACAUUGGCUACGGGUCUGAUAAGAAGACCCGCCAUUACCUACCGAACCGCUUCAGGAAGUUUGUGGUUCACAACGUCUCCGAGCUUGAAUUGCUUAUGAUGCACAAUAGGACAUACUGUGCUGAAAUUGCACACAAUGUCUCUACGAGGAAGCGCAAGGAGAUUGUAGAGCGUGCUGCCCAGCUCGACAUUGUUGUUACGAACAAGCUUGCGAGGCUCCGCAGCCAAGAAGAUGAGUGAGGGACGGUUUCAAUUGUUUGUUUUGGUUUGCAAAACUGAGGCUACUUUAUUUGUCGAAGUUACUUUGGUUUUGCAGUAGGAUUAAAAUUUUAAUUGUGGUCGACAUUUUGCGUUGUGCUUGUGCUUUUUUACUGAAUCAUUUUGAGUUGACGUUGAUGAGCUUAUAAUUUAGUCUCCUUGUUCCUUUUUGGUUUAUCUAGUAUUGGGCUUAGGACUGCAAAGUUAAUGGUGAAGCUGAUUUUUUUCUUUUUAUACCAAGGAUAGAGGUUUGCUGAUGCAAAUAUUUUAUUCUCUAUGUGCUAUAAGAUGGAUUUUGCUCAGUUAUGAGA
This is a messenger RNA of Ananas comosus (pineapple), 854 nucleotides long. Its product is annotated as 60S ribosomal protein L32-1. Gene Ontology annotation, molecular function: structural constituent of ribosome. Lineage: Eukaryota; Viridiplantae; Streptophyta; Magnoliopsida; Poales; Bromeliaceae. Gene Ontology annotation, cellular component: ribosome; cytosolic large ribosomal subunit. Bases 124 to 525 code for a protein of 133 amino acids. Gene Ontology annotation, biological process: translation. The record is from RefSeq and is a predicted model, not a curated record. The transcript is spliced from 4 exons.